This is a messenger RNA of Capronia epimyces CBS 606.96, 1113 nucleotides long. Its product is annotated as dihydroflavonol-4-reductase. The record is from RefSeq and is a predicted model, not a curated record. Gene Ontology annotation, molecular function: oxidoreductase activity, acting on the CH-OH group of donors, NAD or NADP as acceptor. NCBI's taxonomy places the organism in Eukaryota, Fungi, Ascomycota, Eurotiomycetes, Chaetothyriales, Herpotrichiellaceae. The coding region runs from base 1 to 1113 and encodes 370 amino acids. The transcript has 4 exons.
AUGCCAAAAGUCCUAGUAACAGGUCAGUUACAGUUAGAUUCAGCCAGCCACCAACGGCUAAGAUGGCCGAAUGACUCCAUACAAGAACAGAAGCUGACUGCAGCUCUAGGCGGGAGCGGGUUCAUCGCCGCAUACUGUAUCAAGCAGCUGCUGGAGCGCGGCUGCGAGGUGGUGACUACAGUGCGAAGUCACGACAAGGGCACCAAAGUGCUGAACGCUCAUUCUGCUUCCGGAGGGAAACUGAGCUACCAGAUCGUCGAGGAUGUGGCUCGAAAAGGAGCCUUUGACGAGGUCGUCAAGUCAACCCCCGACCUGGAUUUUGUGCUACACACUGCAUCUCCAUUCCACUACAAUGUCCAAGACCCGGUCAAGGACUUUCUCGAGCCGGCGGUGACGGGGACAACCAGCAUCCUGCAAGCCAUCAAGGACAGUGCUCCCUCAGUGAAGCGGGUGGUCUUCACAUCGUCCUUCGCAGCCGUCAAUGGUGGAUCUAAAACCACUCCGCCGUUCUACGAUGAGUCGUGCUGGAACCCAAUCACCUGGGACGAAGCUGCUCAAGACAAGACCAAGGCGUAUCGAGGGAGCAAGACGCUCGCCGAAAGAGCUGCGUGGGCCUUCAUUGAGAACGAGAAGCCGACUUUCGACCUGGUCACUAUCAAUCCAUCCCUCGUUUUCGGUCCUGCUGCACCACAUCUUUCGCCGGGCGAGUUGGCCAGCUUGAACACGUCCAACCUGCGCAUCUGGGACAUGAUCCAAGGCAAGAUGAAGGACAGAUUGGACCCCACCGGCUUCUACAGCUGGGUCGACGUCCGCGACGUGGCACUCGCCCACGUCAGGGCCCUGGAAAUCCCGGAAGCCGGCGGCAGUCGGUUUCUCUUGAUGGCUGGGUACCAUACGAACAAGAGAAUCGCCGAGAUCAUAGCAACACUGGGCCCCGAGUUUAGGGAGCUGUUCCCUGCGAACCUGGAAGCUUUGGACGAUGAUCUCCCGGGCCCAGCCGAGCGGUAUACAUUCAGCACGAAACGAUCGACUGAGGUACUCGGAAUUGUGUAUACAUCUUUGGAGAAUUCGGUGAAAGACACGGUCGAAUCGCUCCUGAAGCUGAGGGCUUGA